UGCACACUACGCCACUGGCUCGAGCAUCACACUGAAAAACACGCACGGAUACACGGACACACCCCCUCCUCGCCAUGGCUUCGUGCAAGCUCUACUCCGUCGCCCUGCUCGUCGUCAUCCUCGCCGCCGGCCCGGCGACGCGGCCCGUCUCGGCGGCGUCGGCGCACCUCCACUUCUACAUGCACGACGUGCUGACGGGCCCGUCGCCGACGGCGGUGCAGGUGCUGAACGGUCCCCGGGGCCACUUCGGCGACACCGUCGUGAUCGACGACGUGCUGACGGAGAGCGCGUCGAGGUCGUCGUCGGCGGUGGGGCGCGCGCAGGGGCACUACAUCUGGGCGUCGACGGGGAACCCCGAGCUGCUGGUGACCAUGAACGUGGUGCUCACCUCGGGACCCUACGCCGGCAGCUCCGUCACCGUCGUCGGCAGGGACGACAUCGGUGCGCCGGUGAGGGAGCUGUCGGUGGUCGGCGGCACGGGGAGGUUCAGGAUGGCGCGAGGGUACGUGCUGUGGAAGACCGUCAGCCUCGACCACCCCAACGCCGUGCUCGAGCUCGACGUCUUCGUCGACGCCUGAGCUAGCUGAACGCUGGCUACUGUGUCAUCGGCGCGCGUCCGACGUGGCAACUUCCUCUCACCGGGUGACACGUGUUGGAAUGAAAUAAUUUACUUGCCGUAAAUAACGUCAUUUAAGAAUUGAGGUAGUAGUUGUUUUCUUUAUGAAAAUGGAGAAAUAAAGGAAAAUAAACAGUUUGAUGUAUCUCCACGUGGAUAUA
Setaria italica (foxtail millet) is the source of this 777-nucleotide messenger RNA. Its product is annotated as dirigent protein 1. Lineage: Eukaryota; Viridiplantae; Streptophyta; Magnoliopsida; Poales; Poaceae. The record is from RefSeq and is a predicted model, not a curated record. The transcript has a single exon. The coding region runs from base 75 to 578 and encodes 167 amino acids.